AUGAACACGACCCCAGUAUUCCAGACAGACUGCCCUGAAGUGAAAGUCCCAGUCCUUCUCUUCCUUACCAUGGGAUUAGUGAGCCUGGGUGAGAACUUUCUGGUUGUGUUAGCCGUCAUACGAAAUAGGGAUCUUCACUCGCCCAUGUACUGCUUCAUCUGCAGCCUGGCAGCGUUCAACACCAUCGCCAGCCUUACCAAAACCUGGGAGACCUUGAUGAUUGUGUUGGCCGACGUGGGGCAGCUGGAGAAAAGAGGCUCCUCUGAGACAAAGUUGGACGAUGUGAUGGACUCCCUGCUGUGUAUGUCAUUCGUUGGCUCCAUCUCAAGUUUCCUGGCCAUUGCUGUGGACCGUUACAUCACCAUCUUCCAUGCACUGCAAUAUCACAACAUUAUGACAAUGCAACGCACCAGGGCAGUCUUGGGUGUCAUCUGGACAAUGUGUGGGGUUUCAGCCGUACUCAUGGUGAGGUUCUUUGCCGCCAAGUUCACCAUGAUCUGCUUUGUCGUCUUCUUCGUCGUCUCCUUGGUGAUUAUCUGCUUCCUCUAUGUCUACAUGUUCAUGCUGGCUCGCAUCCAUGCCCUGAAGAUUGCAGCUCUGCCCACCAGUGGCGUGGGGAAGCGUCGUUGGAGGUGCUGCAGCAUGAGAGGGGCACUGACUCUCACAAUCCUGUUUGGGACAUUCAUAGUGUGUUGGGCGCCGUUUUUUGUCCACCUUAUCAUCAUCAUGGUGUGCCCGACGAACCCAUACUGCGAGUGCUACCGAUCACUAUUCCAGCUGCACAUGGUGCUGGUGAUGAGUCACGCCCUGAUUGACCCAGGCAUCUAUGCCUUCCGCAGUGCAGAGCUCAGACAAACCUUCAGGAAGAUGCUGCUUUGUUCAAAUUGGAAGCCAUGCUCAUAG
Molecule: messenger RNA, 903 nt
Organism: Limanda limanda (common dab)
Lineage: Eukaryota; Metazoa; Chordata; Actinopteri; Pleuronectiformes; Pleuronectidae
Gene: mc2r
Product: melanocortin 2 receptor
Exons: 2
Coding region: 1-903 (300 amino acids)
Biological process (GO): G protein-coupled receptor signaling pathway
Cellular component (GO): membrane
Molecular function (GO): melanocortin receptor activity
Source: RefSeq, a predicted model, not a curated record